Molecule: messenger RNA, 1464 nt
Organism: Suillus fuscotomentosus
Lineage: Eukaryota; Fungi; Basidiomycota; Agaricomycetes; Boletales; Suillaceae
Exons: 6
Coding region: 1-1464 (487 amino acids)
Source: RefSeq, a predicted model, not a curated record
AUGUUUCUAGCGCGCGAUGCAGGAAAUCGCUCAAUUCCAGCCCCCGGACGCAUGGUUAUGCAGAUGCCUGACCAUAAUCCGCAUUCAGGCAUUUCUGGUGAACUUCAAGACAUUACCAGCGAGUCAUUCGAAAAUGACUAUGACAAUCAAUACAAUGGAUUCAGAUCGGGAACAAGUUUGAAUGAUGAUGAGGAUCCACUUGAACGAUUCCUCCGUAUGACCGACCACCACCACAUGAUGAACACCGGUGAUUUGCUAUCUAACUCCCGAAAACCUUCCCCUGGGCCAUCCAGCACUAAUGAUCCGUCGACCAGUAGCACUGUCGACAGCAUUCAGCCUCUCAUUCCCUCCUCCGCACAGUUCGACACCUUCUACCCACUACCCUUUCCCCAGUCAUUUGUAGGAUCCUCCCAGCGUUCUGAGAGGCAUCGGCAUGCUCGGACCUCCUCCACCAUGCCGUAUUUCAUACCCGGACCCAGAGCUGUUCCGCCGCCUGAGCCAACGAUGGCUGCCCUUGGUCCUGUGCAACCCGCAGUCACUGUCCCCCAUACUACACACACGGCCCAUCUAGCCCCUGUGCUGCCACCUGAACCCAUGGCCAUGCAGCCGGCAAUUAUGCCGGUCAUGCCGGUAGAACCUGUCACCUCACAGUCCACAUCCAACACCGUUCCUGCUGCUAUGCAGCCAGCCGGACCAGGUCCCAUUAUCCUUGAUGUUACGCCUCAAGUUAAGAAGCAGAUUGUUGAACAAGAAUUUACUGAUGACACGGGUGCGGCACUUGUAUCUGUUGCAAUUUCGGAGGCAGCGUCUAUCCCGGGUCUUAACGCUACAAUUAAAACAACGAGUAGCCAACGGCAGCAGAUUAUGGUGGCAUGGAAUAACAUUUUUCGGAAGCUCCUGGCCAUCGUUCGGAGUUGUCUUGCCCUGGGCUACAACCUUUACCCACCAGUCGGCUCUAAUGUCGCGCCAGAUCAAUUCCGGGGUCGCGUGAUAGCUGUGUUGAUCAACGAUAGUGCCAACCCACUGGCCUUCAUGCAUAGGUUUACAGUCGACAUAGACGGGAACAUCGUUUUACUAGAUGGCAUCCUCGACAAUCCCUUAAUCUUUCACAUCACCGUUCACUUCAUAUGGUGCAGUGACCUCAGCAUUUAUGAAUUUCUUGCUGCUAUGACAUCAGACCGACUCCAGCAAGUCAAUUAUGCUAUCUCUGCUGUUGGUUCCGUUGUGAAGCUUGUGCUGCGGGAGCAGCUGCCUCAUCCACUGGUUGUCAUACCAUUCACGCAGCUUGAAGGGAAAGACACUUUCAGCGACAUCAUUUGCUACAUUGAUGGUCUGGACGAUGUCCAGAAACUCAUAUUUGACCAUUCUAAGUCUCACAUGCUCAAUGUUGGAGACUCGCAGCUCCGAUCAACUAAUGUAUUAGCUCGACUUGACAUGAUGAUGACUGGGGUCAUGGUGCUGUAG